CAGAUAUUAAGAUCUAUCGAAUACUCACCUGCAAACCGCCCUGAUUUUGUGGUCCAUUGGGGACUGAUGGUGCAACUGGGGGGCGGAGAGAAACAGAGCCACAGAGGAUUCGGUCUUUGACUACACCCUGUUCGCUUUAUCUCAGAGUGAAACAUGCAGGUACGAUGUGCUGGUUAAUUAUUUGGUUGAUACUGUGAACUGUGAAAAAUGAGUUGGAUGCUCUCUGUCUGGAUGUCUGCGGCCCUGCUGGCUCUCUGUGGAGGACAAAACAGUGAACAGCAAGAGGUGCACCUUGCUCCGUCCGGUUACCAUCUGUGUAUCCGCAAUGAGACCCGGACUGUGAGUUUCCUGGUGGUGCAAAUGGUCCCCUACACGGUGUCAAAGCCUUGCGGCGGCUGGCUCUUCUGGAAGACGUGCACGGUCACGCUUCACAAGCUGGUCCAUCAGACCGAGCACAAGACAGUGAACGAGCAGGUGGCCCGGUGCUGCGAUGGCUUCGUGCAAGUCGGCCGUUACUGUGCCCUGCCUGUAAACAGGAGUGGCGAGUUUGUUGCCAAGCCAGGAUCCUGUCCAACUGCGGAUGGAUUUUCUUCUAGCUCUGAGGCCUGCGUGUUGGAUAUAGACUGUCCAGGCUGGCAAAAAUGCUGCCAGAGAUCCGGCCACUGCCUCUGCACGGAUCCUGCAAGCUCAAACGACUUUGAAAGCGGUGGAAACAUUUUGAAUGCAACGGUGAUGGUGAAGGAAGAUUACAAGCAGCUGAUGACCAAGGAUGACGGCCUCCUUGAUCACGCUAGAUUGCUGCAAGCAAUGGUGACUGGAGCUCUGCAGUCCGAGGUUUCCAUCCGUUACCUCGACUCAUGGCCUGUGCAUCCCUACAGAACGGCCACCUCCCUGCUAAUCGACUGCAACUUCACCCUUUCACUGCACAACGUCACGUCGAGGCUGAGCCUUCUCCUCACACACAUAGACGAGGUGACUUCUGUGACAGUGGAAGAUUUGGACGAGUGCGCACACUCUGCUCUUCAUCAGUGCUCCCCUCUGGCCCACUGUGUCAACACAGUCGGCUCCUACCACUGCGUCUGCCGCGGGGGAUACACUGACGCUGACCCCGGCAAUCCUGGAGCCAACUGCACAGGUUUCAACAUCAGCGUCACCACAGAGGCCCCGCUGACCCACCUGCCACUGACGAUGAACACGACCUGUGCCCCAGAGUCCAACACCACGCGGGACCUUCCAGGCAACAGCACCACGGGUCUUUUCAACUCCUCUGAGAGCAACACGGCCACAUCUCUGACAUCACCUCCCUCGUCCUGGACAAGACCUGUGACUCAGACCAACGCGAGCUCAACUGAAGAGGCACCUCUGCCAGCAACCACAUGUCCACCUCCCAGCAUCAACAUGUUACAGCCUGCUAACGUCACUGGAACGUCCUUCUGUGUUUACUGGUCCGGCCAGUUUCACCCAAACCAGACUUACCUGGUUGAAAUACGCAAGGGGUCAGAGGUCGUGUUGUCCUUGGAAACCAAUCAGACCAGGAUAGAGAAGAAGAACCUGCAGCCUGGGAUGCUCUACAAUGUUACUGUCACACCUUGUGCAUGUGGAAGCCAAGGAGUCGCCCUUCACAUAUCCAUCAGAACGGACGCCCAGACUGUGGACGGCACAGCACGACUUACCAACAUCCAGUUCACUGAGGACCUCCAGAACACCAGCAGCCAGGCCUACAGAAACCUCACUGAGAGUUUUAUUCACGAGAUCUACCGCUCUCUGUCUCCAGAAAUGAGGGCACUGGUAGAUUCAGGCCAGGUGACGAUCGAGAUCAAAAGCAUUUCCAUGGGCAGUGUGGUGGUCAACUUUAUCAUAAUCCUCUCGUCCGGUCAAAGCCAGGACAUAAGGAAUGUAUCCACAGCACUGCUGCACUCCCUGAUGAACAGCCCCGUGUACACUGUGGAUGCAAACAGCACAAGCAUAAAUGAUGUUAAUGAGUGUGCUUCAGGGGACAAUGACUGUCACCCGUGGGCAAGAUGCACAAACACCUUCGGAUCGUACACGUGUGAUUGUUUGGAUGGAUACAUGGACAACAAUCCAGAAAGGCCUGGACGAGUCUGUCAAGCAAUUGCUGCCUUGGAGACAACAACAACGGCAGUGGCAACAGCGAUAUUUCCUACAGUUAGCUCCUCUACCGUCUCUCAGAUGACCUCCACCAGUGAGCCGUCAACAAGUCAGUCAAUCGUUACUCAGUCCACCCCCGGCUUUGCCACAACAGCAGCCACUGUUGCCCUAGCAACCUCCUCUACUACAACAAUAACCACUACUAUCCCAACAACCACUUCAAUUACCCCAACAACAAUCACUACAACCCCAACAACCACCACUACUACCUCAACAACUACUACUGCUACUCAAACAACCACUACUACGACCCCAACCACAACCAUUACUGCUACCCCAACAAUCACUACUACUACCCCAACAACAACCGGUACUACUACUCCAACAAUCACUACUACUACUACCCCAACAACAACCGCUACUACUACUCCAACAAUCACUACUACUACCCCAACAACAAACGCUACUACUACCCCAACAAUCACUACUACCACCCCAACAACAACCACAACCACUACCCCGUCCUCUUUUACUAACCCAGUGAUCACUGCUACCUCAACAACCAUUUCGACUACCCUAGCAACCACUUCAGCCAACACAACAACCACUGCUACCCCACCUUCUACUAGCCCAAUGAUCACUAGUACCCCAACAACCACUUCAACCACUGCUACCCCACCUUCUUCUACUAGCCCAAUGAUCACUAGUACCCCAACAGCCACUUCAACCUCUACUACUCCAACCCCUUCUACUAGCCCAGCAACAACUACUACCCCACUGACCACUUCUACAACAACUACCACUACUGCUUCCCAGCGAUCUGCCACCAAUACCUCUAUACAGUGGGCCCUCUCGGUCCAGUGCAAAGUUGGUGCCAUCACCGUGGCUGUUGCCAAAGAUUUUCUUACUAGAGCCCACAUUCAGGAGAGCGCCCUGUACCUGGGCAUGCAGGAUUGUGUUGUCAACGGAGGCAAUGCUACCCAUGUCGAGCUGACUGUGGCCUGGGAUGAGUGUAACAUUACGCUUGUGCAUAAUGAGACCUCCUACACAGCAUCCAUAAUGCUGUUCAACACCGUGGAUCCAUACACCUCAACAAGUGGAUCGGUGCCCAGAACACUGCUGCAAGUCCCCAUCAUGUGUACCUACAUGAAGAACAUGCUUAUCUCUGCAGACUUCAGUUCCAUGGGGUAUGAUAUGAUCAAAGAUGUCAUCAUGGGCUCGGGAUCAUUCCAGGUGGUAGUGCAGCUGAUGAACGGUACGGUGCCUCUGCCCUACAACUACACCUUGUCCCCCAAGGAGGCUGUGGUGGUGGAGGUCAGGCUCAACGUCUCCUCAGAACAGAUUAAAUUAAUCAUUAGCAAGUGCUGGGCCACCGAAUCACCAAACCCUGCAGACACCCCGCCCUACAUCUUCCUGGAAAACAGCUGUUCCACGAACUCAUACACCACAGUGCUGAUGAAUGGGAACUCCACCACAUCCCGCGUGUCUGUGAAGAUAUUCUCCUUUGUCGACCUGAAUGUGCUCUAUCUGCACUGCAAGGUCCAGAUCUGCUUGCAGAUCGGGUCGGACUCAUGUGUGCCCGAUUGUCUACAAAGAACGGCUCGGUUUCCAAACACAAUUGGGGCAGCUCUUGGUUCUUCCGGGCCUGUGCUCAGGUCAGCUGAAGAGUCUUUUGAAGAAAAAUUUAACACUCUCCACAUAGUCGGCCUCUCCUGCCUCGGGGUCGGACUGUCGCUCUUCUUCAUCAUUGGUUUCGUCUGCCUCUUCUAUUACCAAAGGAACCGCAUCGGACACUACAACUUCAGCGUCAAACCCAAGCAAGAGAACUUCACCUACUUGGUCUUUAACACCUAAGGGUGCAGCAGACCUGCGCCAAGUCAACAAUUAGACAAAAUAAAAUACUUGCAAGGUUGUUACGGCGAAGCCGCCACUGGGUGUCGCUGUUGCACCAUUCACACUUUAGCUUUCGGCUGAGCAUGUUUGCACAUUACGCUAUAUAUGCAGCACAGAUAUAUAUUUGAAUUUAAAUCUGGCUCCUCCACAUGUACCUAAAUAAUAAUAGAGUAGUUGCACAAGAAAGUCAGAUGUCAAACCUACACAUUUAAUGGAUAUUCUAAAGGUAAGUAGGUAAAGAUUUUAUGCCUUUAGCUGGAGCUAAAAUGCGUAUGAGACAUGAAAAUACUCAGGAGAAAAUUAUAUAUAUAUAAACCUAAAUGCAGGAGUCUUCAACUACUCACUUAGGCUGGAAAAGCAAGAUUUUUAAUGUACCGAGUUUGCACUGGCUUGUUUUGGAUGUCUUUGUCUAUACAAAGAUGUUUUGUAUUGUGGAUGCUUAAAAUAUCACAUCUAAUACUGCACAAUUAUUGAAUUCAAUUUAAUUUUAUUUCACCUGCUAUUUUAUUUAUUUGUUUAUUUUUUACAAUCAAUAUUUUAGAAUUUGUCCUGAUUGUCCUGUGUCGCAGAUAUAUGCUGUCUGUCGUGUUAACUGAAUAAAUAAGGAAGGCAGACA
This is a messenger RNA of Mugil cephalus (flathead mullet), 4618 nucleotides long. RefSeq names its product uromodulin-like 1 (gene umodl1). NCBI's taxonomy places the organism in Eukaryota, Metazoa, Chordata, Actinopteri, Mugiliformes, Mugilidae. The coding region runs from base 208 to 3963 and encodes 1251 amino acids. The transcript is spliced from 17 exons. The record is from RefSeq and is a predicted model, not a curated record. Gene Ontology annotation, cellular component: extracellular region. Gene Ontology annotation, molecular function: calcium ion binding; protein binding; peptidase inhibitor activity.